CCGAUGCGCCCGUGAAGAACGCGGCCUCGCAGAUCCAGGAGGAGCUCAUAGGUCGCGUGCAGGGGCUCUGCAAUACCAACAAGGCGAAGUUCCAACCUGGCCACGACGCGACGAGCGGCGCGAGUGGCGCCCCUGCGGAGCUCACGCCGAUGCAGAAGAAGUACUUGACGGGCGACCUCCAGGCCAAGAAGUGCUACGAGGAGGAGAACUGCAAAUUCAGCAUGAAGUCGGCACUGGGGCAGCGGCUGCAGCGGGAGCUCGCGACCAACAAGAAGCUCAAGGCGGAGUACAACGAGACCAAUGACGUGGUGGCAUGGAAGGCGAAGUGGGUCAAGACGCAGUACGAUGGCGCCGUCAAGCGGCUCAGGACGACAACGACCCAGAGUGAUGACCCAUGGAUUCGCAAGGGCAAGGUCGUCUCGUUCAUGAGGAUGUGCUACGAGGAGGGGGGGCCUCGCGGCCAGUACGACGAGGAGGCGACUAAGAACUGCCAGUUGACGGCCGAGAGGUGCAUCGCGAUGGGGUACCCGUUCGUCCGCAUCGACGACCAGAACGACUCCGUCAAGUUCAUGUGGUUCGAGGCGCAGUACGUGGAGAAGUUCACCAGGCGCUGGGCGGAGACUGCGACGCAGAAGGAGAUCGACGAGCCUGGCGACGCGGGCGCUGGCGGCGACGAGGACAGCAAUGCUGACGAGGGCCCGCCGCCAGAGGACCUUGCACCAGUGGCGCCGCCUGUGAAGAAGGAGAAGGCAGUGGCAGUGGUUCGGCCCACGGAGGCCCGCAAGACGAUCAUCGCCGCACAGAGCACGACUGCAAGCGCCAAGUCGAUGAUCGAGACCAUCAAGGAACACGAGUCUGACGACGAGGCUGAAUACGCGUGGGCGAGAACGCCAGCGACCCUGGGGAAGAUCACCGCCGAGGAGGAAAAGCUGGACGACCUGGUGAAGCAAAACAAGAUCUUCAAGGGGCUGUACCUCGGCGUGGAGUUCUCCAAGGUCAGGAAGAACCACGCAGAGACUGAGAUCGAGGUGGCGUGCGAGCCUAGCAAGGUGAAGGAGGUGAAGGACAUGUGCGACAAGCUGGACAACCUCUUGGCGGCCACGAUCCAGUCCAACGAGAUCCACAAGCACCAGGCGACCGGAGGCAAGGCGCCAACCCCUGCCAAAGCCAAGAGGAGUGGCGAGAAGGGGGGCAAGAAGCCUCCCAAGAAAAAGCCCAAACAGUAA
Messenger RNA from Prorocentrum cordatum, 1226 nucleotides. NCBI's taxonomy places the organism in Eukaryota, Dinophyceae, Prorocentrales, Prorocentraceae. The record is from the annotation of a GenBank genome assembly.